Molecule: messenger RNA, 387 nt
Organism: Ilex paraguariensis (yerba mate)
Lineage: Eukaryota; Viridiplantae; Streptophyta; Magnoliopsida; Aquifoliales; Aquifoliaceae
Source: the annotation of a GenBank genome assembly
AUGCCUCCACUUUUUGGAUUUCUAACUGUUUUUCUUGCACUAUUUGGGUCAGUCACAUCAGACUACCGACCUGAAUGCAUGGAUGUGGUAGAUAACUUUGCUUGGUGCACCGGCUUCAUUGAAAAUGUUUACGACUAUCCAUCGCCUCGAUGCUGUGAUAGCCUCAAGAAUCUCAAUGCAAUUGCAAAACAUGAGAAGGGAGGUGCAAGGAGGAUCUGUGGAUGCAUUGAGGACAUGGCAAAGGAAGUCCACCCUUCCUACAAUGAAACCCGAAUCAAGGAUCUUUAUUCCAUGUGCCAUGUACAUCUGAGCUUCCCCAUUUCUGAACGCAUGGAUUGCUCUAAGGUUGAUUAUGAGACUGGUAUACCUGGGAGUUCACUUUCUUGA